Nerophis ophidion (straightnose pipefish) is the source of this 2190-nucleotide messenger RNA. It is a transcript of the gene paip2b, whose product is annotated as poly(A) binding protein interacting protein 2B. Gene Ontology annotation, biological process: negative regulation of translational initiation. The record is from RefSeq and is a predicted model, not a curated record. Lineage: Eukaryota; Metazoa; Chordata; Actinopteri; Syngnathiformes; Syngnathidae. The transcript has 4 exons. Gene Ontology annotation, cellular component: cytoplasm. The coding region runs from base 223 to 636 and encodes 137 amino acids. Gene Ontology annotation, molecular function: mRNA regulatory element binding translation repressor activity.
AAACCCUGAACAGUAUGCGAAUUUACGGAGCUAUUGAACGUAACGCGAAUCACGUGACCAGGCCAGUUCUCCGCCGUUAGCAAGGUGGCUAACAAGAUUUAGCUCCCUGGCGCACCAUUGCGUUGCUACACGAAAACCCGACGGAAGCAAGGUAGACUCCGCUCGGCGAGAGAACAAACUUUGUUUGCCACGUCACGCUGUCAGCAGGAUACAGAGAGCACGAUGCCAGAGCCGGCUGAGAUGAGCGGUCCUGAAGUGGCCAAGACACCGGGAGGUGGCGCUCCAGGGAAGGAGGGCAAGGAACCGGUGGCAAAUGGGCAUGCGGGCGAUGCAAACGACGCCAACCCCUUUGCCGAAUACAUGUGGAUGGAGAAUGAGGAAGAGUACAAUAGACAGGUGGAAGAGGAGCUGUUGGAGCAGGAGUUCCUGGAGCGCUGCUUCCAGGAAAUGCUAGAGGAGGAGGACCAGCAUUGGUUCAUCCCAUCACGUGACCUCAACAACCAGGGGGUGGAGCAACUGCAGCAGCAGCUCAACGGCCUGUCUGUCAGCGAACACAACAGCAACCUGGAGGAAGUGGCGAGGAAGAGUGUUUUGAAUCCCGAAGCGAAGGAGUUUGUCCCGGGGAAGAAAUACUAGGAGUCCCCCUCACCCCCAUGGAGCCUCCGCACACACACACACCAGUCACCACGUAUUCUCAGAGACUUUGGCGACCAUGAGUGCGCACACUGAUUCUCAUUUACACACACACACACAUACACACACACACACACACACACACACACACACUUACAGUACCAUUGUGUGGGCAGGCCCAGCUGGGGUGUGGGGGGAUUUGUUUUUCUGUUUUUUUUUUCCUUUUUAUUUCCUGUUUGUUUCUUGUAAACUGAGGGACAUUUGGGAAUGGGGUGGGGGAGGGGUGUAGCACCAGUCCGGCCCAGUGGGCGCCAAGCGCAUCACUGCAUCAUUUCAGACAUGACAAGGCUUCACAGAGCAGGCGGAAACCCACUGACAACCCCUGGAAACCGAGGCAGCUAUCAUAGAGCGAUGCUUGACGUGACAAACUUAAAACCUCCUCGCCUCCCAAAAAUGUAAAAAAAAAAAAAAAAAAACUAAGUAAAAAUCAUGUUUCGUCAAAUUGGGAAAAACAAAAGCCAAGAGGUUUGACGGCUUUCCAUACCAGCAAGGUUCCAGAGGGGACUUGGUGGUGACCUCGCUGCUCUGUCCAGCUAUUACAGUCCGAUCCGUUAACGCCUGUGAUGUCAUCACAGCUCCUGUGCAUCCAUAUUUGUAGGAUGUUCAUAUAUCGCAAUAGCUCAGUUCCAAACCAAAUAGUUCAUGAUUCUUUUGACAGGUCAACUCAAAUGUUGCCAAUUGUGGAAAUAUAUAUAUUGUGUCCUCCCAGGAGAGGGGGGAGUGUUUGGUGUGGAACACAGCCAUUGCCAAAUUGUCCAGCAUUACAACCAAGCGUCCAUACUCAUCAGCUUUUAAAUAGCCUCUCCUGUUUUCUUUGUUUAUCUUUUCAUGUUUUGAGGAUGUUCUGUGUCUACUGGGUUCAAGUAGCCUGUAAAUUAGGGAGGAAAUGUGUCGGGGGCCAUAUUGUCAAUUUGCCAGCGUUUAUCUGGUUUAACAGCAGUAUGUGGUGAACCUCUGUGCUCCUGUCUGAUGGUUGAUUUGUAAGAGGAAGUUCUCUUGAGCCAUUGUCGAUUUCUGUCUUUGAGUCAUAGGAAAACGUUGGAUGCAGGUGAGGACAUCCGAUCAGUUACAUUGAUUAGUUACCGUUAACAUUUACCUUGAUGGUGUCAAGUUCAUAUUAAUGCAGGUAAGGACAUCCAAUCCGUUACAUUGAUUAGUUACCGUUAACAUCUACUUUGAGGGCGUCAAGUUCAUAUUUGAGCACUUUAGGAGAAGAGCUUAAUCCAAUCUAGUUUGCGCAACUCGUCUGUUCGUAUUUUUUUAUUCCCCGGCAACAGACUCGGCUCACUGUAGAACUUCCUUGUGAGCCCCCCUCCCUCGGUGAAGCUAAUGGAUUGUCCGCCAGGUGGAUUGUGUAACAUCAGUCUUGGUGAUUUUUGUUUUGAGUUAGAUGACAGAAGCAGUAAAAAAAAUAAUAAUAAAGAGGUCCAGAAGACACAGAGUAUGCAUUAUCAACAAAAGUCCUGAAAAAAGAUGAAUAAAGAUGCUAAAGACAAA